ACUGGCAGUUCUACUUCUACUCAUCUUCAAUCCGUUUUUUGAGCCAAGAUGGCAAAAACAUACGAUUAUCUGUUCAAAUUACUUUUAAUUGGUGACUCGGGUGUCGGAAAAACGUGUGUGCUAUUCAGAUUUUCCGAAGAUGCAUUCAACACUACAUUCAUCUCAACCAUCGGCAUCGACUUCAAAAUCAGAACAAUCGAGUUGGACGGGAAGAAAAUAAAAUUACAAAUUUGGGACACUGCUGGGCAGGAAAGGUUCAGAACCAUUACGACUGCGUACUACAGAGGUGCUAUGGGCAUCAUGCUAGUUUACGACAUCACAAACGAAAAGAGUUUCGAAAACAUCAAGAACUGGAUUAGAAAUAUUGAGGAAAAUGCCGCCCAGGAUGUUGAAAAGAUGCUUCUGGGAAAUAAGUGCGAGUUGAAUGAAAAAAGACAAGUUUCUAAAGAGCGUGGAGAGCAACUUGCUGUCGAGUAUGGGAUCAAGUUCCUUGAAACAAGCGCGAAAGCAUCAAUAAAUGUUGAAGAAGCCUUCUUCACUCUUGCCAGAGACAUCAAAGCCAAAAUGGAAAGGAAAUUGGAGGCAAGUAACCCACCCCGAGGCGGCGGCCACCAGCUGAAGGCGCAGGAACCCCAGAGGAAACCGGUCAGUUGGUUGUCGCGCUGCUCAAUACUUUGACAACGUGCUGCGCCGCCCAACCUGUGCACUUUCAACACAACUCCUCUUGAACUGGCAGUGCCGUGACAAAUAAGCAACAAAAGAAGAGCGAACCCGUUUUCUGCUGCUGACUCGCGACACCUAUCUCAGUGGCAGACGGUUGGUUAGAAAGGAGUAAACUUGGAAAUUGUGAUCUGUUUUUAAAUAAUGUUAGCUUUUCACCCUCCAAUAACUGCUAGCAGUUGUCGAUCGUUUUCUCGAAAAAGCAAACAAAAGCUCAAAUUAUUUAAAUGCAGUGCAAGAAAAAUGGCUUUAUUUUUUGCCGGCUGGUUUCAGAUACUAAAUUCAAACGAUGAGUGCACAACUGAUAAGUAGAAAAAAAGGAGAAUCGAUGCUAAUUGAUUUAUUGGUGUUUUCCAAAAAAUCUUUCGUCAACGUACAUUCAGUGUGUGCUUCUCAUAGGCGCUGUUGCCUGCUGCUUUUAAACGUCUUGUUGGUUUCAGUUGGGGAAACUGAACCGUUCUGAAGAACGAAUUGCGAUCAUAUCUUUUGAAACGAGAGAAUUCCUUGGUUCCACUUGUGCUUAGUUUGUGCCAAUUCUGUCCAGCUUUAAAAGAAAUUUGAAACUUUAGAACCCAAUCUUACUAUUUUUUUUAUAUAAAUUUUGGGGGUCUUAUUUUAACUAUUAUAUCAAACCUCUUUGAUAAAUAAAGUCGCUGGAAGAACUGAUAUGUUCAAGUGGGACCAGAAAAUUCUGUACCUGUUCAACAAAUUAAACUGCCAACUCAAGAUCAAAUUUAUCUCAUUUAACAUGACAUUAUAUAAACUAUAUCCCAGCCUAUGAGGGAGGAGAAAGUAAGAGGAUAGGCGUGAUCUUUGUUUCAAAUGUGGUAUUUAGAGUCUUUAAAUUGUAUCGAUUAAUUUGUAAAUACAAAAUAAUUACUCUCCAAAACUGCACACUCUUUUAAAUCUGUUUAUGUAUUUAUCAAUGCUCCUAUCCUCAUUGAUAGAGCAAGCUAUCGGCCAACAAGUGUCUGAAUUUAAGUGUAAGAAAAGGUAUGUAUGAUUUUCGUAAAUCAACCUGGCCUUGUCAGUAAUUUAUGGAAUCUAAUUUUAAGACGAUUGGAAAGUUAUGUGCCUUUUGUUAGCAGAUACGAGUGCUACUAAAGGAGCCUAAUUUAAUCAACGUUUCAAAUUAUUUGCAAUUUAAAUUGUCAUUUUAAUCGGUGCACCAUUCAUUAAUCAUAAUUUAUCAAAAUAUUAAUGAUCAUGUGAGAAACGCGAGACCAAACUAGUUUCUCCCACGUCGUGCAGCAAACUUAAACGCAAGCAUCACCAAAUUUAAUUUAAUCAUUUGCUGUGUAAUUGUCUGCUACAAGUUAAUUACAAAUCAUUCAUGUAUGAUCUAAAAUAUAUUAUUUGAAGGAAAAACUUUGGACAGAAUUUUGAGAAAAAUGUUAUUUUUGUGACCCUUAUUACAGUUAGGCAUGUUCUUUCAUUUAGCUGUUCAAACAAAAAGGAAUAAAAUUGCCACUUUCUGUAAAAAAAAAUUAUAU
Messenger RNA from Neocloeon triangulifer, 2213 nucleotides. It is a transcript of the gene Rab8, whose product is annotated as ras-related protein Rab-8A. Gene Ontology annotation, molecular function: GTPase activity; GTP binding. The record is from RefSeq and is a predicted model, not a curated record. Gene Ontology annotation, cellular component: plasma membrane; trans-Golgi network transport vesicle; synaptic vesicle. Gene Ontology annotation, biological process: Golgi vesicle fusion to target membrane; regulation of exocytosis; cellular response to insulin stimulus. The transcript has 5 exons. Lineage: Eukaryota; Metazoa; Arthropoda; Insecta; Ephemeroptera; Baetidae. Bases 49 to 678 code for a protein of 209 amino acids.